This is a messenger RNA of Phytophthora infestans T30-4, 219 nucleotides long. RefSeq lists its product as uncharacterized. The record is from RefSeq and is a predicted model, not a curated record. The coding region runs from base 1 to 219 and encodes 72 amino acids. NCBI's taxonomy places the organism in Eukaryota, Oomycota, Peronosporomycetes, Peronosporales, Peronosporaceae. The transcript has a single exon.
AUGGCGACGGCAGUAGCGGAGACGACAGUAGCGAACCAAGUGAAAGCUCGAGCGCCUCCAGUGAUGGGUCAGCCGAGUCUGAUGAGCAACGAGGGCGUCAGGAAAGCCGACGGCGACACGGAAGGCAUGGGCGACAUGUACGAGGAGAACGACGGAGGCGUCAAGUCCAACGGGAACGACAUGAAGACUGUGAAAGACAAUCCAGUCGCAGGAGCGUGA